This is a messenger RNA of Vigna umbellata (rice bean), 1355 nucleotides long. RefSeq lists its product as uncharacterized. The record is from RefSeq and is a predicted model, not a curated record. Gene Ontology annotation, molecular function: oxidoreductase activity. Lineage: Eukaryota; Viridiplantae; Streptophyta; Magnoliopsida; Fabales; Fabaceae.
ACAUUAUCCAUCCAUCGAUUUUGUUUGCACUUUCGUUUGUGCUACAUUCACUCACACAGGCAAUGUGUGGUGUUCCUCUCUUCAACCUCGCUCCCAAUCUCACCGUUUCACGGCUCUGCUUAGGAACCAUGACUUUUGGGGAGCAGAACACGCUGGGCGAAUCCUUUCGCCUUCUCGACCAAGCCUUCCAUGCCGGCAUCAAUUUCUUCGACUCCGCCGAAAUGUAUCCCGUGCCUCAGCGUCGUCGUACGUGCGGCAGGAGCGAGGAGUAUCUCGGCCGUUGGAUUGCUCACCGGAAUAUCCCCAGGGAUAGUGUCGUUAUUGCCACUAAGGUUGCUGGACCAUCGGGGCAGAUGACUUGGAUUAGAGGUGGUCCUAAAUGUUUGGACGCCGCUAAUAUUAUUGAAGCUAUUGAUAGUAGUUUGUUGCGGAUGCAGAUGGAUUAUAUCGACCUUUAUCAAAUUCAUUGGCCUGAUCGCUAUGUUCCAAUGUUUGGAGAAACCGAGUAUGACCCAGUCCGACAAUAUGCUUCAGUUGGUAUAGAUGAACAACUUGAAGCUCUCAGCACAGCUGUGAAAGCUGGGAAGAUCAGAUACAUUGGUCUCAGUAAUGAAACACCUUAUGGCUUGAUGAAGUUUAUUCAGGUUGCUGAAAAAUAUGCUUCACACCUGAAGAUAGUAUCUCUGCAGAAUUCAUAUAGCCUUCUUUGUAGAACUUUUGAUUCUGCAAUGGCUGAAUGCUGCCAUCAGGAGAGUAUUAGCUUGUUAGCCUACAGUCCCCUGGCAAUGGGUAUACUUUCAGGUAAAUAUUUCUCCCUGGGCGGUGGUCCAACAGAUGCUCGUUUAAAUCUUUUUAAAGGGAAGUAUUCAGAAGGUGAAUCUAGAUACAAUUUGUCCAAUAAAAUUAUAGAGGCAGCUACCAUGGAAUACCUUAAUACUGCAAAAACAUAUGGUCUUCAUCCUGUAUCUUUGGCUAUAGCCUUUGUUUUGCGACACCCACUUGUUGCUAGUGUUGUUUUUGGGGCUACUAGAUCAUGGCAACUCCAGGAGGUUCUAGAUGCAUGCAAAAUCGAGUUCACAUCUGAAGUAAUUGAUGAAAUUAACAAGAUACAUUCGAGGUUUCCAAAUCCAUGCCCAUAAUGAAUGCAAUUGAUCAAUUCCCCAUUUUUCAGAAUUGGUAAUUUUCAACGAGUAAUAGUUAGUCUUUUUUGGCUUAUAAGGUGAAUCUGUCUAUUGUCAAUGGUGGUUAGGUUUGCAGUUUGUUAGUUAAUGCUUCAUUAUUCCUAAAUGAUUGUAAUUUUAAUCUGUAAAAUGGGUUAAAUUAUAAAUUUUCAAUUAAACGUUAGUUUUUCAUUU